This is a messenger RNA of Acanthaster planci (crown-of-thorns starfish), 4694 nucleotides long. Its product is annotated as exocyst complex component 6B-like. The record is from RefSeq and is a predicted model, not a curated record. Gene Ontology annotation, biological process: Golgi to plasma membrane transport; exocytosis; intracellular protein transport. Gene Ontology annotation, cellular component: exocyst; membrane. NCBI's taxonomy places the organism in Eukaryota, Metazoa, Echinodermata, Asteroidea, Valvatida, Acanthasteridae.
CGGAUCUGUGGAAGAAAGCGACUUUGGCCGUUGCCUUUACCACGAUGGUGAAGGAAGAGGCAGCCGAAAGUCACGCCGAAAAUCUUGUGUUAGAAAUUGAAACAUCUGAAGAACCCGUAGCCCCAACUUUGAGAGCCAUCCAAGAUGGCAACGACCACGAGCGCUUCAUGUACCAUCUCAAGUCCCGCAUCCAGGAACACGACCGCGACAUCGAGAGGAUGUGCAACUUCCACUACCAGGGCUUUGUGGACAGCAUCGGCCAGCUGCUCAAGGUCCGAGCCAUCGCCGAGAGGCUGAAGGAGGAGGUAUUAUCCACAAAUCGAUCUCUUCAGCGAUCAGGCUUGUCCGUGAUCCAGCAAGCAGAGGAUCUGGAGAAAACCCGCAAGACGCACCGGAACAUCGUAGCCACAGUGGAACUCUUACAGCUCUGCCUGCCUGUUCUGCAGAUGUACUGCAAGUUGAAUGAGCAGAUGGAGAAUAAGAGAUACUACAAUGCACUGAAAACAUUAGAGCAGCUGGAACACACGCAGCUCCCGAGGGUCCAGCGCUACCGGUUCUGCGAGAACAUGGCCAAGAAUAUCCCCAAGCUGAGAGAGAGCAUCAUGGAGGCUUCCAUGAGCGACCUUAAGGACUUUCUGGAGAGCAUCAGGAAGCACUCGGACUGGAUAGGGGAGGAGGCCAUGAAACAGGUGCAGAAGCGCAGUAACAUGGAGUCUUCGGUCUUCCUGAAGGGCAUCGCUGGGCCCAAGAAGGAAUCUCCCUUGGCAGAAGCCGACAGCACAAACCCCUUCAGUGAAGACUUCAUUGAAGAAGAAGAAGAGGAGAUCAGCCCCUUGGACAAGGUGGAUUUUUCCCCCGUUUAUCGGUGCCUGCAUAUCUACUCGGUGUUGGGCAUGAGAGACACCUUUGAGGCUUACUAUCGGAAGCAGAGAGGGAAGCAAUCCAAGCUAGCUAUCCAGCCCCAUGGGAACAUGUAUGAAAACCUGAACCACUACAAGAAGUACUUUUAUCAAAUCUUGGGGUUCUUUGUGGUGGAAGACCACAUACUGAACACGACCGAGGGGCUCGUGACGAGACAGUACCUAGACGACUUGUGGAACACCGCCCUCUCCAAGAUAGCGGCAACGUUAAGGAACAACUCAGCCUACUGUACUGACGCCACAUUACUUCUUCAGAUCAAGGAGCAAGUCGUGCUCUUCACGCACACAUUGAACAGUUACGGUUUCAACUCGACGCCCAUCGUUGAGCUCCUGCUGGACCUGAAGGAUCAGUACAACGAGAUACUGAUGAACACCUGGGUGCAGGUGUUCAGUGAGAUUUUUGACAAUGACAACUACACUGCAAUUAUCGUGGAAACCGAACAAGAGUAUAACGAGAUUACCAGAACCAUUCCAUUCACCAGUGCCGAGUUGGAAAAGCAACCCUACCCGAAGCGGCUGCCCUUCUCGGAGUUUGUGCCCAAGGUCUACCGGCAGAUCAAGGAGUUCAUCUACGCCUGCCACAAGUUCUCCCAGGACCUGCACCUGACCCAGACAGAGCGAGACGACAUGAUCCGCAAGUCCACCAACGUCCUGCUGAUGAGGACGUUGAGCGGCUGCCUGAUGGCGCUCAUACGCAAGCAGAGCCUCGGACUAACCGAGGUAGAAAACCUUAAGUAGUGUCCGUCAAAGAUUUUUAGCUCCUGCACGUACCUGGAAGACUUCAUCUCAAACAUUACUGGAACCACGGGCGAGAACAUCCACGCUGCUGGCCUGCAGAGCUCCAACAUCUUCCGCGACGCCCGCAGCGAGGCAGAGCAGGAGAUCUACAAACGGCUGAAUGCCAAGGUGGACGACUUCCUGGAGUUGGCCUCCUAUGACUGGACGCUGGACGAGCCCAAGGGCCAUGCCAGCGGCUACAUCAUGGACAUCAUCCGCUUCCUUGAGGGUAGCUUCAAGGCUUUUGUCCACUUGCCGGGUAAAGUGGCCCAGACGGCCUGCCUGUCGGCUUGCAAGCACCUGUCACAGGCACUGAUGGACUUCCUGUUGGACAACAACAUCCGCAUGAUGACCAUGGGGGCCAUACAGCAGUUCAGCUUUGACAUUAUACAGUGUGAACUGUUUGCCAACUCGGAGCCCGUGCCAGGCUUCCGGGAGGGUGCCCUUCAGAUGACCUUUGUCCAGCUGAGGCAGCUGCUGGACCUCUUCAUGGUCUGGGACUGGUCCACCUACCUGGCCGACUACAACCAGCCCACCAGCAAGUACAGCCGUGUGGACCCCCACACCGCCAUCACCAUCCUGGAGAAGAUGAGAGAUUCGGAGAAGAAGCGGAGCAACCUGUUCACCAACUUCAAGAAGAACGACCGAGAUCGCAAGAAGCUCAUGGACAUGGUCCUGAAGCAGCUGAGGGCACUGGUCAACAACGAGCAACCCUUCAGGGGCUAGGAGGACACACCCCACAGCCCCUCCGCCAUCCACCACUGCUUCUCCCUUGCCUUGUUUAGCGUGGACAUGCUUCCGAGGAUGUGCGUUUACCAUUCUUGCCAGAGCCAGCGCCCAGGGAUAUGAUCUUGCAGGUGAUAGGCACCGUGGAGCCGCUUAUGGAAGGAUGGCCGUCGGUCGUCAGUUUAUGCCAUAAGAACAGCUAGAGUGUUACGUCUGUUGUGAUCCCUGAAUAUACUGUCGACAGAUAUGAACCGUUGCAGAUUCUUUAUGCUGGAGACUUUGAAAGACAAAAUUAUGACAGACUGCAGUAUGGUGGUUAAUAGUUUUGACUGACUCUAAAUGUUAGCCUCUCUUGAUGGGAAGUAACAGGACAUCACUGGACUUCUUUGAGUGUAGAAGUUUAAUAUCAAGUGUGAAAAUGUACUGUCUGGAUUACAGAGCACGGCAAUUCUGUGAUGUUUUAGUGAACACAUGUUGUCUCUGUGAGACAAAACACUCUGUGUGACAUUCAGUCUUUCGGAGAUUCUUCAGUUUGCUGGUACCCUCUGCCUGGUCUGCAAGCGCUUUUAACAACACACGCUGCCACAGUGUGUAAGCAUCCAUUGUGACAGUAAGCUGGUCGUAGUGUUUGAAAAUUGUAAAUGCUUCGUUCAAAAAACCCUGUGAAUCAGAUUGCCAGGCGCCAGCGAUCUUGGACGGAGUUGUCAGCAAGCAGCGCAAAGGAUGCACGGCUCCACUCUGAAACUUUUUUAGGACACUUCUACUUAAAAUCUUCUCAAGACGGCCAUUCUGUGAUUUUCAGUUUUAAGUUUUUAUUUUAUUGCAUGUACAGAAAUGCAUGAACGCUGUAUGCAUGAAUCAAGCUGUACAAGUGUACAUUCUGAUAAAAAGAGAAUAUAUGAUUUAUAUUUUGGAAUGCACUAUAAAUUGCAGUAGGAAAAAGAUGCCAGUCAAUUUUUGUUGGUACUUGCAAAGUGGCAAGGGGAUGUGAAAAAAAAAAAUUAGGUCGAUCAAGUUGUGACAUGCGCUUGUCAGUAGAAAUACCGAUAAUUCUAGGGACUGUAUUCUUGACGAAACUUGACAGCUUGCAUACUCCAGUAUUUAAAGUUGAGUUAUUGUACUUGUAGAGCCGGUACCCCGGUGGACUUUAAGAGGCCAUUCCUGAGUGUAGAUGGACAUUGCUUAUGUUGUGAGAGUUUGAACAGUGAUGUCCAAAGUUGUUCAAAAUAACGACACAUUGACCGAUUUCAGUGUUCAAAUUUCCAUAGUAUUUCGUUGUACAAUUUGGGUGCAGACUGUCACAUAGAGCAUACAUGUAUUUGUGUGAGGGAGCCAGCACGCCCAUUCAUAGUGAUGUAUCUGGAUCUUGAGGGGGAAAUUUUGUUUUAUUUUGGGGGUUUUUAAAUGACUGUCCAGCAUUUUUCAUCCGUGAAAAGGAGCCUAACCCCCAUAAGAAAGGAGGUAAUUCUGUUUGUGAAAUGCUGCUUUGCUUUUGAUUACUUAAAAGGAGGGGGAAAAGGUAACUUUGGGCCCCCACCCCACACACAAGAACACGCCACGCACAUGUACACAGAAUGUCUACACACAGAGUGGCUCAUGACAUGAAAUCGAACUUGCAGUCUUGCAUUCGUAUGAGAGUUCAACAGGUGUAAAGUUGGCAUGAUUCUUCUAGUUGUGUGGUGACACCGUUAGCUGGAAAUUCCAUUCUACUAUUUGGUGUCACUUCCUCUGCAGCUCACAAGAUGGGUGGAUAAAAUGAAAAAUGACAUCAGCAGAUCUGCAAACUGAAAAAGUGAAAAAAAAAGCGUGGCCUUAACCUUCAUGCUCGGUGAGUGAGACUGCAGAUUUUAAUAAUUGCAUAGAACAUUCAUGUACAUGUCGGUGGCAAAGGCGGGGUUGAUAUGACCUGUAUGCAAAUCUAGCACUGCUCAUAAGUACUUGCACAAAGGAAAUGCUAAUAUACCAUGUUAAUGCACUAACCCAACUGCACACUGUAUUUCUUGGAAAUGCUCACAUUAUUUCUUUUGCAUGGUGUGUAUGUAUACAGUAAACAUGGCGCCGGUAGUUUCAGUAAGAUUGAACACUGUUGUAUUAACCCCUUGGCGACGGGAACUUUUUUCUGAAAGCCGACUCCGAGAAUUCCAGCCUCGCUUGGCCACGAAGGCCGCCUGCCAAGCACAAAUUCUUGGUUUUUGGCCCUGCGUGCUCUGCACGCUUUGAAUUACACAGUGAAAAGGCUCAUUGUUCGGUGGCGUUCGGCUCUACUCACGC